AAUGCUGCCUUUAUUACACGAACCUCCCCCUUGUCAAUAGUCAUGUCCUAAGACAAAACAUGACAAACACUUAAAAAUUACAUGUAUUUCAUUAGGCCUUGAUCUGAAGAUGAUGUUAACAUAUAUAAUGCUGCUGUGUCUGAGUUACUCAGCUCAUUCUUCGGAGCUUGCCUUCGAUUUUUAUGCUGCUUCGUGUCCAAUGCUGGAAACCAUGGUGAAGGACACGGUGAGAGCAGCUUCGUCGAAUGAUCCGAGAGUGCCAGGGAGGCUUCUGAGGCUGUUGUUUCAUGAUUGCUUUGUGGAAGGGUGUGAUGGUUCGGUUCUGGUGCAGGGGAAUGAUACGGAGAGGUCUGAUCCUGCGAAUGCUUCGUUGGGAGGAUUCGAGGUGAUUGAAGUGGCUAAAAAUGUGGUGGAGAUGUUCUGUCCGGAUACUGUUUCUUGUGCUGAUAUACUUGUUUUGGCUGCUAGAGAUGCUGUCGAAUUUACUGGUGGACCAGGAAUUGAAGUUCCAACAGGUAGAAAAGAUGGGAAAAUUUCCUUGGCAUCUAAUGUGAGACCCAAUAUUGUGGACACAAGUUUUAGUCUGAACCAGAUGAAGCACAUCUUCUCUGCCAAAGGCCUUUCUUUCGAUGACCUUGUCACCCUCUCAGGGGCGCACACAAUAGGAUCAGCACAUUGUAGCGCAUUCAGUGAGCGGUUCAAACUCGACUCGAAAGGCAACCUCAAGCUCAUUGACACAUCACUUGACAGCACUUACGCAGCUGAGCUAACACAACAAUGUGGCGCAUCACAAGCUCAGACAUCGAUUACAGUUAACAAUGACCCCGGAACUCCAUUUAUUUUCGAUAAUGAGUACUACCAGAUGCUGUUAGCUCACAAGGGACUGUUCGAGUCUGAUGCAGUCUUGCUUGACAAUGCCAAGAGUCUGAAGAAAGUAGAAGAGUUUGCGAAUGACAAAAACAGAUUUUUCGAAAAUUGGGCUCAAGCAUUUUUGAGGCUUGCGAGUACUGAUGUUAAGACAGGGGAGGAUGGUGAGAUCAGGAGGUCCUGUUCUGUAAUUAACGGGUGAGAAUUGGAGCUGAUAUAUUCAAUUACUGCUUUCUUUUUUUGUUAAACCGAUGUCCGGACCAACUUGCGCUUAUCUCGACUAAUCUGUUUGAACAUACUAUAACUUCAAUUUUUAAUUUAUUAUGUACUCGAUUUAAUCAGUAAUCUGUUCAUGAUGCAGAACUGCACCAGAUACUAACACUUAAAUAUGGGGUUUAUUCAAAAAAAAAGAAAAAAACCUUAAAUAUGGGGUGACCAAUAUCGAAUCGCAUGGAAAUGAAAAUUCAGAGAGUAUCGUCAUUCUCUAUCAAAUUUCCGAUAAGAGAGGC
This is a messenger RNA of Daucus carota subsp. sativus, 1376 nucleotides long. RefSeq names its product peroxidase 18. The record is from RefSeq and is a predicted model, not a curated record. Lineage: Eukaryota; Viridiplantae; Streptophyta; Magnoliopsida; Apiales; Apiaceae. Bases 110 to 1069 code for a protein of 319 amino acids. Gene Ontology annotation, biological process: response to oxidative stress; hydrogen peroxide catabolic process. Gene Ontology annotation, molecular function: heme binding; peroxidase activity. The transcript is spliced from 3 exons.